GACUGACCAAGUGAUACGCCUCAUCUCCGACGUUGGCUUCUUCAGCUGCUUAUUGAGCCUAAUGGGCCUCACACAGAAGAGAUAUCUUUAUCAAACUGGAUAUUUCUAUUGAAUAUCAUAAAGCAUAUUAUUGAUAGGAAUACAUCUGCUCCAUAUACAGAUUAUCUCUAUUCGAUAUACCCCCCAAAUGAGCUUCUCUGACCAGUUGCCCGCCGCCCGUGCUCGGCACAGCGACCUUCUCUCAAGACUCACAGCAGCCGCAUACGCGCCUGCCGCGUUGUCUGCGCAGACAGAGCUGGUCGCAAGCCUGAACACACAACUCGAGACGACAAAACAAAAGUUACAACGCGCUGAGACCGUUGCCCGGCAGCAAAAUACACAGCGCAUGCAGGGCAGCCGGUUCCGGCGGUUCGCAUACCGUGCUGUGGGCGAGAAGGAGACAUUUAAGGCCAGAGCCGCCAAGGGAGAAAGCGAGUACCAGACAGCAGUUGACGAGGCAAACACUUUACGGGCACAGCAGGAGACACUCGAGACACGCGUUCUGCAUGAGACAGACGCUCUGGCGAGGGUGAAAGGCGUGGAAGCAGAAUACACGGCCCUCCAGACAGAGCUGGACGCCCUGUACGGCUCCCUCUUUGACGGACCGACGCCCGAGUAUCCCGUUGAGGACGCGGCCGAGGAGGCGUUACACACCGCGCAGAAGCACUUCCAGGAGACACGAGCACGGUACCAGGGAGCACUGAGAGCGUCGCAGAAGCUCAAGACGGCACACGAGGCCAUCCAGGGGCUCGGCGUGCUGCUCAACGAGGCGCUGCUCUGCGCGCAGGUCGCCGUUCUCGGGCGUGAGCGACGCUCGGCCACCAUGGGCGCCGACUCGUGUCUUGAGCGCGCCGAGAUCAGGCUCGCUCAUCUCGUCUCGCUGGUUGGGAUGGCGAUGCGACUGGACGGCGCGGUGCACGCGCUGCCCAAGAUCACGAUCCCACGACAGACGGUCGCCAUGUGGCUUAUCCCCAGCGUCAGUGAUGCAGUUGCGUUCAAAACGGGCAUCGACCAGGCUAUCCUUGCCGUUAUGACGGCCGAGGCAGACCUCGUCGCGCAGCUGAACGCGUGCAGGGAGAGACUGGCCCUGCGGACGGCCCAGGGGAACCAGGCUGCUGCCGUGAUGGAUGCGGCCAAGCUGGAGUUGGAACGCAUUCGCAAGGCGAUUCUAGAGGGGGGUUCUGUAUAUGUGGGAGGGAGGCCGAAUGAGCUUCCGGGAAUUGUCUUGAACGAGAUGGCAGCUGAAAAGCCUGUGAAUGAGCUGGCAGGGACGACUGUUUUUGAGCUCUCUGCUGAGGACCAGCUGGCAGAGCUGCCAGUUUAGUAUUUUAUAUAGCUAUCUCUCCUCA
Molecule: messenger RNA, 1388 nt
Organism: Penicilliopsis zonata CBS 506.65
Lineage: Eukaryota; Fungi; Ascomycota; Eurotiomycetes; Eurotiales; Aspergillaceae
Exons: 2
Coding region: 188-1363 (391 amino acids)
Source: RefSeq, a predicted model, not a curated record